Messenger RNA from Lepisosteus oculatus (spotted gar), 2062 nucleotides. RefSeq names its product E3 ubiquitin/ISG15 ligase TRIM25. Gene Ontology annotation, molecular function: zinc ion binding; protein binding. Lineage: Eukaryota; Metazoa; Chordata; Actinopteri; Semionotiformes; Lepisosteidae. The record is from RefSeq and is a predicted model, not a curated record.
UUUCUUCCUUGUUCUCUAAAAUGGCUAAAAUGGGCGCAGCCUUAGAGAGGCUCGGCGUACAGCCGGAGUGCCCUCUGUGCCACCGAGAAUGCCGGCAGCCGACCACUCUGAGAUGUGGGCACCUCUUCUGUCAGGGCUGCAUCCAGGAGGUGUGGAGCACCUCUCAGACUGGCCCUUACUACUGCCCUGAGUGCAGGGCAGAGUACAGGAAACUGCCAGCCCUGGGAGGAGAGAGAGAGCAGCCCUCGGCGCCUGCCACAGAGGCAGAGAGGCCCUCCACCAGCAGCACUGUGCCCUGCAACUACUGCAUCACCUCCAGCCGGCCGGCCGUGAAGACCUGCCUGGUGUGUGGAGCCUCCAUGUGCGCGGAGCACCUGAAAAUCCACCUGGAGGUGGCGGUGUUCCAGGGCCACCCCCUGGUGCAGCCCACGGCCGACAUCUCUCUGUGGAAGUGCGUGGAGCACCAGGAGAUGCUGAAGAUCUACUGCCGGGAGUGCGAGGAGUGCAUCUGCACCAUGUGCACGCUCGUCGGCGCGCACAAGGGCCACCAGUGCGUCGGCGUGGGCGAGGCUGAGCAGGAGCUCAGGGGGAAAUUGAAAGAAGGGAUGAUUAAAAUACAGGAAAAUGUUCAGAUUGUUGAAGACAGACUUACUUUGCUGCAGGAGAAGAAACUGAACAUCCAGUUAGCGGUCAGCCAGGCCAGGGCCCAUGUCCAGCAGCAGUACGAGGCCAUGCGAGCGGCCCUGGACGCAGAGGAGCAGCUGGCCCUGCAGAGCCUGUCCCGGGAGGAGAGCCGGGCUCUAGGCGACAUCGAGGCCCAGCUGGAGCAGCUCCAGGACACACUGCAGCUCACGCAGAAGAACAUGGGCGCGCUGGAGAGCCUGUCCGACACCAGGGGGACGUCUCGGAUCCGAGACCAGGCCUUUGUCCUGGAAUACAGCAAGAUAUCCAAGAGUAUGAGACAGAUGUGCAGCCCAGUGGAGGAGCUGACCCCCCCCAGGGAACUGGACCAAAUGAGGCUGGACAGACUGCAGGAGUGGACUGACAGGAGGCUGGACACUGUGAGCCUCACCACAGGGACCGACAGGGACUCCCUCCGGGUGCUCUACGGGACGGUCCCCUCUCUGAACCCCGACACCGCCUACCCCAAGCUCGCCCUGGCCGACGGGAACAGGGGCGUCUCGUACCGCGAGGAGCCCCAGCCCUACCCCCCGAGCACGGCCCGCUUCAGCAACUUCCCGCAGGUGCUGGGCGCCGAGCCGCGGGAGGGGGGCCGCGCCUACUGGGAGGUGGAGAUCCAGGGGGCCGGGCGCUGGAAGGUGGGCGUGUGCGACGCGCGGAUCGGCCGGAAGGGGACGGAGGACGCGUGCCGGCUGGGGUACAACGCCCACUCCUGGUGCCUGUACGGGGAGCAGGGGCGGCUGGAGGCUCUGCACAACAGGGUGGCCUUUCCCUUGGAGGCCAGCCCCCCCCAGCGAGUCGGGGUGCUCCUGGAUUUCGAGGGGGGCUUGCUCUCCUUCUACAGCGUGGACGAGGGGUCUCUGCUCCCGCUGCACAGCUUCCAGGAGAAAUUCACACAGCCUCUGUACCCAGCGCUGGCAGCCUCCAGAACACAACUUACUUUCUGCAGUUUGUUCCAAUGAGGUGGCUCGCCUUCGCACGGCAGAAAACCGCAGCUGUUCAAGGGGGGGGGGGGGGGACUACCCCCCCCUCUAGCAAUGCAGUCAUGGGUAAAUGACAAUGGGUGGUGGUCACACAUAGGAAUUGGAUUAGCUUUAAACCAGAUUUGCAGUGAACAGAUUUCCUAGUUGAUUUUAUAUUGUGUGGGUAUUUGAUAAGGUCUCUCUCUUGUACAAUGCCAAGUAAGGGGCAAUUGACAACUGCAGAAGUCACUACAUAAGGCUCUUCACUGAAAGCUCAACUUGAAAGCAAGCAUUCUUAGAAGGGCUUGAAGGAAUAGGAGCUUGUCCCUGCAAAUGGAAGUAAAAACCAAGACCGACUGAAGGAAGAUAGCCCCGUUAUUCAUAUUGAACAAACCCUGUUUGAAGGUUUAGCAAUAUAG